AAGCACUUUGGGGAUUUUCCUGUCUGAAAAGCUGAACUGGCCAUUUCAUGAAGGAGACAGCUUUCAUCCGAAAGAGAACAUUGAGAAGAUGGCUCGUGGUGAACCACUCACAGACCAGGACAGAAUUCCGUGGCUUCUCAAACUUCAUGAAGUCAUCCAGAGGGAAAAGUGUUCGGGCUGCGAUGCUCUUGUGGCAUGUUCUGCUCUGAAGCGUCAGUACAGGCAGAUCCUCCUUCACGGCUCCAGGGCCCUGUCUGCCUCUUCGCCCGAGUCCCAGUGGGACGUCUCAUCAUCUUCAUCUGAUGUCUUUUUUAUCUAUCUACACGGCGAAUACGACUUCAUUUACCAGCGGCUGGCGACCCGUAAAGGUCACUACAUGAGGGCCGACCUGCUCCGUUCCCAGUUCGAUGCUUUAGAGCCCCCCUUCAAUGAGGAGAAUGUUCUCACUCUGGACAUCAGGAAGGGUGUUAGUGAAAUGGCUGUAGAGGUUGAAAAGCACAUCAUCAGUGUGAAGCCCUCAGCAGGACAACUGUGAUCCUGCAGGAUCCUGUGGAUCGUAGCUGAAUCAAACACCUGAAUCCUGAGGACAUUCCCAUCUUCUUCUGUUGGGAUUUUGCCUUGUAGGAGUAGCUUUAAUUAGCAUGUUGUUGAAACCACUUGAACACAAUGAAUACAGUUCAUUACGUACUGAUAUUUAUCAUUUUUGCACAUACAGAGUUCCUCAUUGGAACAUCAAGGAGUGGAUCUACUUUGUUUGAAUGAAAGUGAGAAAUACAUUCCUGUUUUAUUUGGGAUGCAAAUCCACAGAGAACCUCGUCCUUCUGAGGAUUUUAUUUUGUUGCCUCACAGGAGCCUAAAGCAGUCUACAUAAUCUACUUAAACUUUGGGUUUUAAAACUAUUCAGUCGAGAAAAAAAUUUGCAACAGGUUUGGAUUGAGAUUAGUUUUUAAAGUUUGUGUGCAACAAUUUUAAUAAUUUUUACCAUCAGUUGAGCAGACUGUUGCAUUUAAAGUCCCACUCCAAUCACUCCAUUAUGUCCUUUUUAGCCAAAAUGAUAAAACCUGUCAUUUUCUGGGUCAUAGUUUCUGCAGAGCAGCAGUAAUUCUUUAGAAAUUCGCCUCUGGAGUCCCUUCGUUUACAUACUCUCCUGCUAGCUUACAGCCCCUCACAACCGCAAGCUAACAUUAGCAGUGCAACCAAAAUGAUGAGCAAUUAUGGAGCUAUCUAGCUGUACAGUAGUGAUCCUAAUAUCAGUUUGGAUGAGGAAAACAAAGACGUAAUUGGAUCUAUUUGUCUACAAGCGGAUGCAUCAGAAUGGAGCAGAGCAGGAAGCUUGUGGCUUGCCGUAGUAGCUUCUAAGUCUAAGUUCAUUUGUUACUGAUUCACAUCAAAUUGAAUAAAGAAAUACUCAAAAAUGCCGUUUUAGGCUUAAUUUCCUCCAUCAUCAGAAAAAUGCCACAAGAACAUGUUAAAAAAAACACACACUUCAUCAGAGUGGGUCUUUAAUGCAAUUUCAGGGUUCAAUUUAAUCCUCAGCUUUGAGAUUUUCCUACUAAAUAAAUGCUGUGACUUUUCUCAUUUACAAACCUAAAUAAAAAAAAAA
Oryzias melastigma (Indian medaka) is the source of this 1603-nucleotide messenger RNA. RefSeq names its product IDNK gluconokinase. The record is from RefSeq and is a predicted model, not a curated record. Gene Ontology annotation, cellular component: cytoplasm. NCBI's taxonomy places the organism in Eukaryota, Metazoa, Chordata, Actinopteri, Beloniformes, Adrianichthyidae. Gene Ontology annotation, molecular function: gluconokinase activity.